Molecule: messenger RNA, 1083 nt
Organism: Etheostoma spectabile (orangethroat darter)
Lineage: Eukaryota; Metazoa; Chordata; Actinopteri; Perciformes; Percidae
Product: activin receptor type-2A
Biological process (GO): protein phosphorylation; activin receptor signaling pathway; cellular response to growth factor stimulus
Cellular component (GO): plasma membrane; activin receptor complex
Molecular function (GO): metal ion binding; activin binding; activin receptor activity
Source: RefSeq, a predicted model, not a curated record
ACGUCCUGCGUCACAACGUCGCCAUUCUCUCUGGAAAGAGGCGGGCUUUCUCUGGCAUUCCUGACGUUGUGCGUCAUGACCCCGCACGGGAUUGGUGGAAAAAUACGUGCUGAGCUCCUUCUUCUUCCCUAUUGGCCAUUAUGGGUGUCAGUCACAUUCCCCUCCACUCUGUUACGGAUUACUAUGGAAGAAGGUGGAUGUGGAUAAUAAUCCGAGUGGGCAGCCAUUUUGCCUGUGGUAGUGCGACUAGGGCCGGAGUGGAAGUUAGGACGGAGCCCGGAACGUAACCCCGGCGAGAAGGAACAAACCGCGGGUGUUUAUUUGGAUAACUUACCCCCCCCCCCCCCACUGGGUAAGAUCUGCGCGGUCGUGUGUUGUUUCCCAGUUUGGAAACCCUCUCCCAUCAAACCAGCCUGAUUGCUAGCUAGUUAGCCGCCGAGCUAACGGCUAGCUGCGGAGCUAACGGCUGCCGGGCCUGCUAGCUGUCCAAUGACCGAGCUGUGGUCGUCAGCGACGGAUUGAAGGUUUUCCUCGGCUCUGUACCCGGAUCUCCCGGAGGAUUCUUGUACAUGCUAACAUGCGGAAACUUCACUUUUCAGUUCGGAGACAAAGUGGAGAGUGUCUGUAGAGAAGAGGGGUAUGUGGAGCGGCUUUAACACUUUAAUCCUGCUGUGGAAAUCAGUGCAGAUCGAUGGAAAAGCAGUCUGUUUAUCGGACUGAAAGUCUCUUUUACUACCCAGAGAUCGGCCAGUUCAGCCGGGUUUGAUCCCGAGGAACAGCGCUAUAACCCGGGCCUGUCCUCACAUACACGGGUUAAAUGUGUUGUAUUUUAACAGUGAACCAUAGCAACACUACAUAUUCGGCCCGGGACAUCCGGGACAUGUCGGUGUCCGCCGUCAGAAGCAGCGCUACUUAAAUCCUGGUUCUGGUCUCGGUGGGAUUAUAAAUACUAUUCAGGAUCUGGGUCCACGAUGGGAUCAGCCACCAAACUGGCCUUCAGUGUGUUCCUUAUCUCCUGCUCCUCAGGUGCCAUCCUGGGACGCUCAGACACUCAGGAGUGUGUCCACUACAGCUACAGCCCUU